Messenger RNA from Athene cunicularia (burrowing owl), 4432 nucleotides. It is a transcript of the gene CCDC14, whose product is annotated as coiled-coil domain containing 14. Gene Ontology annotation, cellular component: centriolar satellite. The transcript is spliced from 13 exons. Bases 40 to 2859 code for a protein of 939 amino acids. Gene Ontology annotation, biological process: protein localization to centrosome. NCBI's taxonomy places the organism in Eukaryota, Metazoa, Chordata, Aves, Strigiformes, Strigidae. The record is from RefSeq and is a predicted model, not a curated record.
GCGGGUGGCCCCGCCCCCUCGUCGGCCGGGUGUGGGGCCAUGGCGAGGCCGGGGGCUGCGCGGUCCGGCAAGGCACUGUCUUCUGGAAGGCUAACAGGAGCAUCUAAAUUAACAAAUGGAAGAAAACAGUUUGGCUUAAGAAAAGGAUGCCAUUCUGAUGUGGAGUCUGGAUACUCUCUUUAUUCCACUGACUCUGACGAUCAGGUUGAUGCUAUUCAUAAUGGACUUGACCGUUGUGCAGCUUUACUGAAGAAUAUUUUACAAAAUGAGGCUUCAGGGAGGGAUACUAUCCAUAAACAACCUGGGAAAACAACUUCAGUUAAAAUUAAUUCAAAGCCCUUGCUAACCAAAGGAAAUAUUUCAAAGAAGAAAGGAUUGAAAAAAACCACUACUCAUGCCCACAUCCGAAAAGAAAUUGUGCCAAUAUCAAACAGAAAACUUGCCUCGUCUGCCACACCUUCUAGUGAGAAAGAACUUCUCAGUUCAGCACAGAAUCAGAUGGUUCAACCAAUUCAUGUGCCUUGCAGUCAACACUCUCCUGUGAUGCAUCAGAAACUGUGCGAACAUGUGCAAACUCAGAUGUCUCUCAUAACUGGCCAACCACCACAGAACAGUAAUGAAAUUCCUACUGCAACCUCUUUUCCUACAUCAGAUCACGGGUGUCAAAAUGUUACAGCUUGUAAUUAUCGAUUACCUACCUCCAUAGCAGCUCUGUCCCUGCAGCAUUCAGCUAAUCCCUUAUCUACUCAGUCAGAUGUUCCUGUAGAGAGGGGGAAUGAAUGUGUGCCAGAGUUGGGAGCACCUGUGGUGUGCCCGGUAGUUUCUGCUGCGCCUACUACUGCUGUGCAAAUACAGUCUGCCACUGCUCUUCCUAGUGUAGCAUCAGGUGCAUCAAAUAGCUCUGCACUGCCUACAUUCAUCCCAUCAUCUGGCAGAGAGAUGACCCCAAACCAUGAGCAACAGAUAAAAGAAGCAGAUCUGAUAAGAUGUAUACAAGCUCACCUGGCCCUGUUACAAUCACAUGAAAUGAUGAAUGGCAGGACUGAACAGAAGUGCCAUCAUCAUUUUCCAGCAAAUCAUAAUGUUUCAAGUAAUGAGGGGGAUAGUUCUGAAGAACACAGUGAGGACAGGGUCAGUGAAGAAGACGAAUUGAAGGUACUUGACAUAGCCCCAGUGAGAGAUACAAGCUGUAAGACAAGUUUUGUGAAGAAAGUUCUAAAUUCUAGAAAAGAAAGUCCAGAUGAAACAGCCCAUAAAGUUAAGACUGUAAAAUAUCUUCUAGGAGAGCUCAGAGCACUGAUAACAGAUCAAGAUGAUUCAGAAAUGUUAAGGUUGAUGAGUGAAAUAGAAGACUGCAUAUCAUUGUUCCCAGCUGUAGUGGGAAGUACGAAUAUACAAGCUGAAAUAGCACUGGCUUUACAGCCUCUCAGAAGUGAAAAUGCCCAGCUGCGUAGAAGACUAAGAAUAUUAAACCAGCAACUUGGAGAACGAGAAAGAAGCGAGAAGACAUCUGGACAGAGCUGCAACUAUGAAAUAGUUUCUUUGCAGUCUUUGAAUAUGAUGCUCCAGAGUCAUUUGAAAGAAUCACUGAAAGGCCUUGAGUCACUGCAGGCUAAAAAUGAAGAACUACUUAAAGUAAUAGAAAGUCAGAAAGGAGAAAAUAAACAUCUUGCAAAAGAUAUUCAAGAUAAAGAACAAGAAUUGCUUGAAAACAAACAGCAUUAUGAUAUUCAUUCCACCAAGCUCAAGAUCGAAGUUGAAGAGGCAUUAGCAAAUGUGAAGAGUCUUCAGUUUAAACUGGAAGCUUCAGAGAAAGAAAAUAAGAUAUUGAGCAUAACGUUACGUCAGCGUGAUGCAGAAGUUAACAGACUGCGUGAACUAACCAGAACCUUGCAGGGCAGUAUGGCCAAGCUUCUGUCUGACCUCACAGUAGACAACAUUAGACCCAAACCUGAAAAUGGUCUCUCGAAGUCUCUUUUGGAAGACCAUGAAAAGCACAUGCAAUCUGAUCCAUUUCCUGGAGGUACCUCAGUGAUGACUUACCUUGAAAAAUUAGAAAUGGAUCAUAUUUUGACAGAUACAGAACUUCAAUUCUCAGAUAAAAGUGAAGAAUUAGAAAUACAAAGUAUAGCCUAUGAAAAGUUUGCUGGUGAAGGAAGUAAAAUAAACAGUACAUCCUCAGGAGAAGGAACAUCAGCUCCCAGAAUACUGCUAACCUCACUGAAGGAAGAUGCAGAAACAGUUAGUGAUUCUGACACUUUACUAGAUGACCAAAACAAGUUGGAUGAGACUGUUUAUAUUCCACUGACUGGCAAUGCCUCUAAAAAACAGCAGCCAACCUCUGGUGUGCUACCCCAAAGAGGAGGAGUUUGUAAGAUGCUUGACUACCACUGUGAGCUCUCAAACUCUUUGCAGCAGAAUGGAUGUCAGGUAUCAAAGGAUCCAGCUAUUCUGGAUAAAUUAAGUGCUGGGUACAAUGUGAAAAAGACUGUGGAAAAAAUAUAUGAAGUUACAGGGGAUAAAGUGAAGCCAGGAGACAAAGUCCAAAAGAGUCCAAAAGGCACUCCAAGUGCAGCUGCAAAAGACUUCAUAGAUAAACCAGACCAAGCUCAGCCUGGUACAUAUCCUCGUGUAGUGAUGCCAUUUCCGAAAGAGAUUUCUCAGAAAAAAGGCAGUGAAAUAGCUGAUUUUAGUCCCAUUUCAUUUGAUGAUCUAUCAGGGAAGUCUGAGUGGAGUGCAUCCUCUUUCUCAACAUUUACUUCUCGAGAUGAAGAGGACUUUAAGAAUAGCUUAGCAGCCUUGGAUGCCAACAUAGCUAAGUUACAAAAAACUCUGCAAAAUAGCAUUAUGAAACAAUAAGUAUGAGGAAACAAAACAGGGUGCACUUGUUUGGAUUAUUUAGGGUUUUCUGAAGUGUAUUAGUAAGUAUGGUACUGAUACAAAUAUUUGUGUGGUUUUGGUAUGAAAUUAUUUGUUCUUAGCUGUUUAAAUUAUGGAUGGGAUUUGUUCUUUGUUAAGCUGUGGCGCUGCUUCUCUUGAUGUGUACAACUUGAAAUAACUGGUAUAAAUGCCUUUUUUAAUUAUGAAUUAGGUUUAUACUCUUCAAUGGCAACAUUAAUUUUUAGAACAGCACUUGGUAACUGUUUAAGAAACUGGUGUGCUGUUGGCAAUGCAGUUUUUCUACUAAAUGGUAAAGUACACUUGCGUGCUUUUUCAAAGUAGUAAGAGCAGCAGAGAGAUGCGUUGAAGUCUACAGAUGUAAUAAAGAAAAUUUUUAUUUCAUUAUAAUUUGACUGUUAUAAAUUUGGAUGCAUAGUUAUUUUCCUUGGUUGUUACCAUGUGUUUCAAGGAACUUAUCUCCUUGUUCUGGUUCACCAUGAAGGUGUGGAAGCAGUAGUGUCAAGGUUAAAGAAAGAGGUGACCAGGACUUCUUAUUCAGGUGCAUUGUGCUUAAUCCAAACGGGGUUUAAUCAAGAAGUGGGAGUUUAACUGGUGAAAGUGGAGCUGCGUUGAACAUAAAAAGUGUUCUGCCUUGACUAGGUAGGUCUCUUUGGGUUGUUUUGUGUUUUUCUUGAAGAGGAACUUAGGUGCAGAAGGCUAAAUUAAACUUCCUUGUUUACUCAUGUUUUUUCUUCCCCAAAGAACAAUUGCAAGGUACAAUACAUGGGCAAGAGGUUCCACAGGUAGAGGCCAGAGAAGAGCUAGCUGCAGAGCAGCUCUGCAAGAAUGUUGAGAGUUACAACUGUUAAGUCAGGAUCAUGCUGUUCCAAAAAACUACGCAGCCAUCCUACGGGAUUUGCAGUGUAUGGUAGAACCUAUAAAAUACAUGGAGUAAUCCUUCUUUGCUCAUUGCUGGUAAAACUCAAUUUUCAAUUUUGAGCAUUGUAUUUGAAAGAAAUUAAGUGGAGAGUCCAGAUGAGGACAAGAAAGGAACCAUCAAAUUUAUGUUCUUUUCUACAGUUCUGUUUUAGUUCAUAGCUUUUACAAAUGUUUGAUUUUAUCUAAAAGAGAAUAUAAGACCAGUGAAUAAACACAGAACAGACUGAUGCUGAGAAACAGAAGCAGCAACAGGCUUCAGCUGACACAAAGGAGACAAAUUAGGCAUCAGUGAAAGCUGGCAAACCAGUACAGUAAGCCAAGCACAAGAAUAUACAGGGUGAGGCAGUCAUGGAAAUUCCCCAGUUGUUGAGGUGUCAAACAUCUACUGGGCAUAAAUACAGAGUCUGGACUGAGCCACCCAAAUUGGCUCUCACAGGAAUGGGAGUGCAGGGAAGAAAGAUUCCAAUCUGUUGUUCUUGACAGGGCUUUCCAGAUCUUAGUGUCAAGAAUAUGUGUUUUGCAAGUUUUUAAGUGACAGGUGUAGGAAGGUGAUGUUAUUGCUACCAUUCUGUUCCUCUUACACCCUUAGAAGUACUUUGAACACUGCUUUUCA